AUGCUCGUAGGUGCUCGUGUCCGCCUCUGCGAGCUUAAGGCGACCGUCCCUGAAAGCGGACGAGUAUCGGGGGAGAUCCGCGCAGUGGCGGCUCGUCAGACGCAGCGGUGGCAGCUCCUUCAGUCCAGGCGGGUUAGGCCCGGGCCUGAACUGUCUGCAUCUGAUGAACCAUCGUUGAGGCCACGGGACGGGACAUGCUGCAUGUUCUUAUCUGGUGUGGGACAAAAGCUUCCAAAAGUUAGCUGUGGGUGGAGUGUCCUCAGGCCUUGUUACAACAGUGCUGAUUUUAUCCCAAGAGGUUUCAGAUUCAUCAAAAUAUCCAGUCAACUUCCUACAUCAGCCAGAAUGCUGUCUUCAAGCUCCUUUCAGACAUUGAAGCUUUCUUCUCCAACCAGUCAUGUCUGCCAUGUGGAAAUCAAUCGACCUGAGAAGCGAAAUGCCAUGAAUCAUGAGUUCUGGAUGGAGCUGAAGUCCUGUUUUGAAAGUCUCGCACAAUCUCCUGAGUGUAGAAGCAUAAUCCUCAGUGGAGCUGGGAAAUGCUUCAGUUCAGGAAUUGACCUGAAAUCAUUUGCUGAGAAGGGUGCAUCUAUGAUGGCUGUGGAAGAUGUUGGUAGGAGGGCAAAGAUGAUGCGAGAUUUCAUCAUUUCAUAUCAGGAAUCAUUUUCUUCACUUGAAAAAUGUCCAAAGCCUGUGAUUGCAGCCAUUCAUGGGGCAUGCAUUGGGGGAGGAGUUGACUUGAUAUGUACAGCUGACAUACGGUAUUGCACUCAAGAUGCACAAUUCCAAAUCAAGGAAGUUGACAUUGGUGUAGCAGCAGAUGUUGGUACCCUACAACGAAUGCCCAAGAUCAUUGGAAGUGAGAGUCUGAUGAGGGAAUUGGCUUACACUGCCAGGUUUAUGGGAGCAGAUGAAGCUCGUCAAUGUGGACUUGUUAGCCGCAUCUUCCCAGAUAAGGACAGCAUGAUGAAGGCAGUGCUUGCCCUGGCUGAACUCAUCUCCACAAAGAGUCCAGUUGCAAUCCAGGGCACCAAAGCCAAUCUCAACUACUCUCGGGACCAUGGGGUAUCAGAGGCCUUAGAUUAUAUGGCAACAUGGAACAUGGCAAUGCUACAGACUGAAGACUUGAUGAAGUCAGCCAUAGCUCAAAUGGAGAAAAGCAAAACUCCUCCAAUAUAUUCCAAUCUGUGAAGUCCAUGAAGUCAACAAAAAGGUGGCUCUGCAAUGAUGAUUGGGUUCCCUGGUGUUCAAGGUCUAUGGAGGAAACCUACCCUGCCAGCUAUCCUCUGCAGCAGUUCUUGUAAUUGAUUUACCUGUAUGAUAAUGUCUCUGGGUUAUUGAUGCUCAUGGAUUUCUGGGAAAUAUGCAUCAUGUAUUUGAAUGAAUAUCAGGUGUCAUUAUAUCAAGACUGUACCAGAG
Messenger RNA from Darwinula stevensoni, 1416 nucleotides. Lineage: Eukaryota; Metazoa; Arthropoda; Ostracoda; Podocopida; Darwinulidae. The record is from the annotation of a GenBank genome assembly.